This is a messenger RNA of Cuscuta campestris, 1553 nucleotides long. Lineage: Eukaryota; Viridiplantae; Streptophyta; Magnoliopsida; Solanales; Convolvulaceae. The record is from the annotation of a GenBank genome assembly.
UCCGAAUUAAACCAAACCAAACCGGCCCAAACUGGUGAUAGCAUAUAUCCAAAAUAGACCAAAACAAAGAAAAACCGAACCGGAAUGGAACCCAUUGACAUUGACCCGAUUGCCAUGUCUAGAUAUGAAUGAUAUUGUGUGUAAUAUUGAUAUGGGGGGUGUUGAGAUUCAAGACUUUGGUCUUCUUAAUGAAGACAAUGAUGGUGAUGGGAACGAAACAGAGGUUGAAGAAGUUGGUGACAAUAAUGAAGAGAAUACAUAUGAUGUUCAUUUUGAUCAAGUUCUUGAAGCGGAGGAGGGGCUUGCAGAUGUCCCUGAAUUUUUCUUUGAAGAUGUUGAGGGUUCUGAUGAGGAAGAUAUUCUCGUUGAGGUGCCAACUAAGAAGAGUAAUAAGGCUAAAUUAGUGGAAAUGAAGAGGAGAGAAUAUCAAUUGUUGCAUCCACCAAAAAAGAAACAUGUCAACCAGAAAAAAGCCACAUUGAAUGAGUCUUGGUUUUCUGAUGAAGAAGAUGAGGACUUGGAUAACUUGGAAGAACAGAAUGCUCCUGAGUACAGACCUGAUGCAGAGAUGGAAAAUCUUAUAUUAUACCCCAAGUUGAAGUUCAAAAGCAUUCCUGAGUUCAGGAUGGCUGCAACAUGUAAGUACAUAGGUAAUAGAAUCAAGGAGCACGUGAAGGAUAUAUCAGGUGAGCCACUACAAAUGCUCUCCAAGUGGAUCUAUGGUAAUGUGAAGGUAAAUUGCAGCAUUUCAAAGGCCCAAAGAGCAAGAAGAGAAGCAUUUAGGUUGAUACAUGGUGAUGCUGGAGUACAAUAUCAAAAACUUUGGGACUAUGGUGCUACUGUUCUAAAGCACAACCCUGGUAGUGUGGUUAAAAUUGGCAUACAUAGAAACAAAGAUAAUCAGCCUGUUUUUCAAAAAAUGUUUUUUACAUUUGCAGCCUUGAUUGAUGGGUUUCUUGCUGGUUGUAGGCCAAUUAUUGGCAUUGAUGGAUGUUUCCUGAAGUCCCCAUUUAGUGGGCAACUUUUAUGUGCAGUAGCUAGAGAUUCUAAGGACAAUAUGUUUCCAUUAGCUUUUGCGAUUGUGCCAUUGUUUUGGAGAGCUGCAUCAACAGCACAUGUUAAGGACUUCCAAGAAAUAAUGGAGGAUAUCAAGAGAGCUGAUCCCAAAGUGGGGAACACACAAUCUGCCUUUGAGUACCUGGAUGGAAUCCCAGCUAAAUAUUGGUCUAGGUCUCAUUUCCCUGAAUAUAUCAAAUGUGAUGCCCUUACUAACAAUAUUUCUGAGUCUUUUAACAGUUAUAUUAGAGAAGCUAGAAUGCUACCCAUUGUGAGCAUGUGUGAAAACAUCAGGUCAAAGCUCAUGAGCAGGCUUCAUGUGAAGAGAGAAGGCAGUAAAACUUAUGUUGGAACAGUGUGCCCCAGUAUCAGGAGGAAGAUGAACCGAAUGAAUGAAAGUGCUGCAAAAUGAUUUCCUACCUAUGGAGGAAGAGAGUUGAGAAUUAUGUUGAUGAUUGCUAUAAGGUUGAGACUUACAAUCAAGUGUAUGCUAAUAU